Diaporthe batatas is the source of this 396-nucleotide messenger RNA. RefSeq lists its product as uncharacterized. The coding region runs from base 1 to 396 and encodes 131 amino acids. NCBI's taxonomy places the organism in Eukaryota, Fungi, Ascomycota, Sordariomycetes, Diaporthales, Diaporthaceae. The record is from RefSeq and is a predicted model, not a curated record. The transcript is spliced from 3 exons.
AUGGCGAAAAUGAAUGGCCCAGGAUUUCUGUGUGCAAUAUUUGCCCUCGUUGGCACCGUGGCUGCCCAGCAGUUUCCUCUGCUCCAUACGCCAUAUCAGAACUUCGGGUUGAGUCAGGCUUGCUACGAGGCUAUGAACACCACGGUGGACUGCGUGGACCAGCUUGCAAAUCUCCACCGAUACGAGGCUGUCAGUGUUGAUGUUCUCGGUGUCGGAGACGUCGUGGCCGUCUGCACCCAGAACUGCAAGCAGUCACUCCUUGAUCUGCGCGACAAGAUCAAUGGCGUCUGCCAGGAGAGCGAUCUUCUGACUUGGAAAGGAUCCAAUUACCCUGCAAGCUACAUAGUGGAGCGGUAUUUGUACUUCUACGACGUUUCAUGUUACAAAAACAGGUAA